GGUCGCAUUCGAAAUCAGUGAGAGCUUUUGCAGAGCUCGGCGGAGAUUCAUAAAGACUCAGGAGCAACAAGGAAUAUCACCUCAUAUCCUGCCAAUCAUGCCAUGUCCACUGAGCUUUUUACCUUUUCACUUCGUAGCUCGACCCCGGUCAGGAUGUCAGCAUGUCGCUUGCACGAGGCAGCCAAAGCCAACAGAGUGAAAGAGCUCGAACGACUUCUGGAUCAAGGUUAUCAUGUGGAUCUCGUAGAGGGUGGAUUUACAGCGCUCUACCUCGCUGUUGAAGCAGGGCACAUGAGCAGCGUCCAGUUCCUACUCGCUCGAAAGGCAAACCCAAACGCUCGCUGCAUUGGAGGCGCAACAGCUGUACACGCUGCAUGUAUUCGAGGCUCAACAACAAUCGUACAACAGCUCAUUCUCUGUGGGGGUGAUCUUCGCCUAAGGGAUGACGAAGGUCGAACGCCGUGUGAAUGGGCCCGCGAUUGCCAAGAUCCGACGGCGCGUUCUCGGGUCAUCGAGUUUAUCUUGCGCAAGCGAACGGAUGCCUACCGAUUAGCCGAACGCUAUGUUGAAGACAAACUUCCGACAGCUGAUGGUUGUGCCCUUCUCAAACGAAGGCUUUCAUCCGGCACUCAACGUCGAAAGUGGUGUACAGAACGUCUAAUCACGGAUGGCGGAUUUGGUCCAUUGUACCAGUGGGGUGGCGAAGUCGGGGUGCCUACGCAUAUCAGUUAUGUAUCUCCUGGCCUUCUGUUACAUGCCGACGAUCCGCGGACGACUUGGGCCGGACCGAUGACCGUUUUACAGACGAUGUAUCGAGAUAGCCUGCGGGUGACGGUUAAGCGGUUCACAGCAAAUAGGCGGAUGCGCAAAGGUAUCCGCAGCGAUGUCAUUUUACAGGAGAUUGAAAACAUUCGCCGAUUGACACCGCACCCAAACUAUUUAUGGCCGCUGGCAAUUUCACCGACGGAGAAUAUGGAGGACGCCUUUAUCGUAUACGAAGCUGUUCACUUCGGUAGUCUGUUUAAAUUACUUCAUGAUGAUGACGCGACACCAAGGUUACCCACAGUUGACUUCAUACACAUGCUGAGACAGAUCUGCGACGCCGUUCUGUAUCUCCACGAAACUGGAUUCGUCCAUGCCUGCAUUAACCCACAUGCGAUUGUCGUCAUUUCGCCGAACCUCGCUAAACUGUCUGGUUUUGAGUUUCUUCAGGACGAACGCUCACAACCAAACGAUUGCCGAAAGUUUACGAUUGGGGAUCGUGGUGUCCAAGAAUACUAUUUUCAUUGGUUGGCGCCCGAAGUUUUGGCUAAUGGAUCUGCAAAACAGGCCUCAGAUUUAUAUUCGCUAGCAGUGGUUGUUUGGGAAGUUUUCACUAAGACCAUACCGUGGUGUGACGAAGAUCUGGAUAGCGUUUAUCAGGAACUCGUCGUUCACAAGAAAAUCCUACAAACACCGGACAAUAUACCUUCGGAGUUUCAGCGUGUUAUGCAUAUGGCAAUGAUGCCGUCCAUUUCGCAGCGAAAAACAAAUCUAGAGGAGAUCUACCAGCAGCUAUCGGUUAUCAUCUCCGGAGGUCAAAACAGGGGACCCUGGCCGGUAACGCAUAAUCGUCGGGUCGCUAACCUCUAUUCGUCAGGGCAAUCAUCCCAACUGAGUAAAUUAAAAAGUCAUGACAUUUCCAUGCGUUCGUCGUUCCGAACUCCGCCCCCCUAUGUCGAAGAUUCAGAGCUUCCUAGCUUGUACGCCGGCGACACUUUCGAGACUGCCAAUAUGUCCGCACACGUUACGAUGGACUUGUCGCGAUUACCUCCACGUAAUCAUCGGAAGUCAGCCACCUUGAUGAGUACGCCAAAACGGCCGGCAAGCGUUUCGUCCAAUGACAGUGAAAGCUCAGGCGCCAGCUUUGAGAUGAAACAGGCUAGAAAAGCCGAGGGGUCAGUGAAGGAGCGUUUGGCGCGACUCACCAAUGCGUUUGUAUCAACGACAUCUUCAAAGUUGCGCGGCGUAACUCCUCCGAAAAAGUCUUCCCAACCGAUUUCAGUGGACCCGACAGCAGCAACAAUUAAAGAUACAGAGCAGAUACAAACCACUGCAGUCCAACCUGCCUUGGAGGUCAGAAACUAUGAACAUCAGACGCAACAAGUCUCACCGCUAGAAACAGAUGAUAAUCACCGUCAACCAAGACUAAUAUCAACUCAUCAGAAGUUUGCGCCUCAUGUAGCAUCAACUGCGAACACCGAUUAUGCUGCUAACAAAAAAUCCUUAUUUUUUCCCUCUAUUCAAAAAUUUAGCCACACGGCAGUUCCAUGCAAUAGCCCAAUGCGAGUAGAAAAAUCAUUGCGCUUCGAAAACGAAACCGAAGAGUCAGCAUCUGAUCUUGAUUUUUCGGAACCUAUAUGUAAAGGUGAUCCCGAACAGGACUAUAUAUCCUCUUCAGGCGAGUAUGAAAUUGUUGGUGCACAGGAAGCGUUUACUACAGCCCAUGAACCGAAUGAUGAGGCCGUAUACGCCCGCGUUCAAAAGCCGAUGAAACAGCCCACCGCACCUCCGUUGCCGGCUAAAAUAAACAUCGACGAGGUUGACGGACUCGAGGACAGACUUCGGCAUGUAGUGGUCCAGCCGACGCGGAACAAGAGAGAAAAUGCCAAUAGUCAAGUGAAGCAACAGUUAAAUUUGAUUCCGAAAUCGAGUCUAUCAACGAAAUCAACGGCGUCAAAAGCAAAACCAAUUCUCCUCGAACGGAACCGUACAUACAAACUAGAGGUGGUGACCGAUUCUGAGCCAGCUGUUCGACAUCAUCUUCGGAUCACGGAGACGAACCGGGAAACAGGUGAGGUUAAGAUCAGUAAGGAGACUUGCUUCGGCGCUUCGGUGAGCUACGAGUUCGUAUCAGGUAGUACUCCAUCAACGCCGUCGGGCGAAGACUACCGAGAGACUGAGACCUGCAGAAGGAUCGAUCAAACCUCAUCCUUCGCGUGUGAUCUGACGCCGGGUAUAAACAAGGAUAUGACGGCCCCAUUCCUUGAUUGCGAAGGCGGAGACCUCUCGGCGCCGGCAACUGCCGCAAUUCAGUCGGAAGCGUAACAAGGCAUGAGGCUAACUGGCUUUAUAUGAGCAUCCCUUUUGGUUACUUCACUAAGACCAAGCAGGAAUGUAUUUCAAAUGUAAAAAACUCUUUUAUCGUUCGUCCCGAAUAUCUGAGCGGAAUACAUAAUAGAGCUAAAAGAGCAGACAUACUGCAGGAAAGACCGUCUUUACGGUGUAGGAUUUCCGUGAUAAUCAUGUCUGUCGCUGAUGUAUUUCAUCUGUAAUUAGUUGAUUUAAUAAUCUCAUAUGGUCUUCCUCCUGGCAUUUUUGCGUCGAUGAAGAAUUAAAACGUAAUGUUUGCACAAGAAAGCCCCAUACUGUACCCAGCUUUUCCGUCUUCCGAAGUGGCAUGGUGCACAUCCAGUGUACUGUUUUUGUUACUGCUCUUGAUAAGUUCCCAAAAUGCAGACAAAUUUCUAGUUAGCGAUUUCAGUUAAAGCCGACAAGUACUUGAAACAGACAAAGAAACUUGCGGGCCUACUUUUAACCCUUAGACUAAGGAUUACGAUAUUAACCAAUACGCCGGCUUACAAAACCAGAGUUCUAUCUCACCUUUUCACAUCUACGCUGUGGUAACCAAAUAUUAUUUAGAUAAGCAAUUAUGUGACAUUUGUGUAGAACACACGUGAUUUCUCAUCGUUUGCACGUCUACGAUGGUCCAUUGAUGGUGUCAACCCAGGCGAAGUCAUCUAGUUCGUCCCACGACAAAUGUACAAUGUAUAAUUGUUGUUUCUCCUCAGUUUGGUAAUGACAUCCAAAAUCCUUCAUAUGUGGUUCUUCAUAGCAAUACACUUAGUAUCGUUACAGAGACGGGUCGUAGCCAACCGAUGUAUUUAUCACUUGUAUAUUGGUUCCGUCUGCUUUUAACUGCUAUUGUGCUUUGACUUACUGUUGUUCUAGCAUAAACAGCACUAAUUUAUCCAAAAGCACAUGACCGUGAAAAAUUCGUGACCUAAAUCCUGUAUUAUUAAUCUUUUAUCUGUACCCUUGUGUAUGCUCGUGUGCAAUACAAUGACGCCAUCGUUGGAAUAUCGCCAGAAAGAACACUGUAAAAUGUAAAAUAUCAAACAACUGUACUAUAAACAAGUAUAAACGACAUAAGAGUAACGUUGUAAUAAGACAAGAAAAAAAUAAAUAGGCUAUGAUUAUAAGGCGCCAGAAAAAUGUAAGCGUUAUUUAGCGAUUAUGUGUAGGUUCUCAAGAUGGACACAUGAUACAUAAGCGGGCUAUUCUGCUAACAAUCACGGAUGACUUUAUGGUUGUCAAUUUUGAUAACGCUUUUAAGGUAUUUUGUUUCCCAGAUAGCGUUUAGUAAUAAUAGCUUCAUGGUAGAUGAAUAAUUGAUCUCGAGUGUUUUACAGGUUCUUGGCUAGGUAAGGUUGUAUGUUCAAUAGAAGCAGUUAUUUAGUGAUUGACGUAUAGACAAAAUAUUUGAAUAAAAAAAUACGUCCGUCUCUAACUCUCACUGAAAAAACAUGCGGUCGUUGAUAACUAAUCAAAAAUCUUCCUACGUAGUUUGCUUCGAAAAAACUAUAAAUAUAAAUUGUAUACAUAUAUUCUAAUUGUAUAGAAAAUAUUUUUUAUACAGAUAGGUAUCAUGAACUGUGAAGGAAGGGAGCUUACGAAGUGGAUACUGAUUUUUUGAUACACCUUCAUUUUUAA
This is a messenger RNA of Varroa destructor (honeybee mite), 4752 nucleotides long. RefSeq lists its product as uncharacterized. Gene Ontology annotation, biological process: intercellular bridge organization; male meiotic nuclear division; attachment of spindle microtubules to kinetochore. Gene Ontology annotation, molecular function: protein binding; protein kinase activity; ATP binding. Gene Ontology annotation, cellular component: kinetochore; intercellular bridge; midbody. Lineage: Eukaryota; Metazoa; Arthropoda; Arachnida; Mesostigmata; Varroidae. The record is from RefSeq and is a predicted model, not a curated record.